Molecule: messenger RNA, 769 nt
Organism: Morone saxatilis (striped sea-bass)
Lineage: Eukaryota; Metazoa; Chordata; Actinopteri; Moronidae
Product: 5-hydroxytryptamine receptor 7-like
Exons: 2
Coding region: 296-769 (157 amino acids)
Biological process (GO): adenylate cyclase-activating adrenergic receptor signaling pathway
Cellular component (GO): membrane
Molecular function (GO): G protein-coupled receptor activity
Source: RefSeq, a predicted model, not a curated record
UUUAUAUUUUAUAACUUUUUUUCAUUGAUAGUUUUGGAGUAGAAGUUAUUUUAGCCUCUGGCGAUGCAGCACGCAUCUAUAGCACUUCCUCAGCGGAUCAUUCUUAAACAGGAACCAGUCAAGAGCCCCAGUGAGUUGUUGGCAGCUCUCAUGUGGUGCAGCUGCAACAGCCUCGAUCUAAAACCGCUGGACAGAAGCCGAGCGCAGGUUACACAUAUCCAAAUAUGCGCGUAAUUGGAGUGCACUGGCGAGGCGUCCCUUGCACCCCCAACGUUACCGAGUUAACGUUGUCGUGAUGUUUAAUACUUCGGAAAUUGAGCUCACUUUUAACAAGAAAGAGGAUAUUUCCGAAGUUAUCAAUGGCACUAGUCUGCAGUUUUUGUACACCGUCACCACCAGUCCCACAACCAUGGGGAACGAGUCGUGCGGGGAGCAGCUGCUGGAUUUCGGGCGCCCGGAGAAGAUCAUUAUCGGGGUGAUGUUGGCGAUCAUCACGGCGGUCACCGUCAUGGGAAACACGCUGGUGGUGAUCGCGGUGUGCGUGGUGAAGAAGCUGAGGCAACCUUCGAACUACCUUCUGGUAUCCCUGGCAGUGGCUGACCUCUCGGUGGCCAUUGUUGUGAUGCCGUUUGUGAUAGUGACAGACCUCACCGGGGGCAAGUGGCUUUUUGGAGACGUGUUCUGCAACAUCUUCGUCGGCAUGGAUGUAAUGUGCUGCACUGCCUCCAUCAUGACCCUGUGUGUGAUCAGCGUCGAUAGUGGAGGAUAA